GGGUGCUGGGAAAGACGAGCUUUGAAAUGGAGAGGAGCAAGGCCUUGGAAGCCUGGUGAGGGUUGUGUGGGUGUCACGUUCUCCACCACCUACCAUGGCAAUGAGGGAGUUAGUGGAGCCAGAGUGCGGGGGCUCUAAUCCUCUGAUGAAGCUGGCUAGCCACUUCACUCAGGACAAAGGCCUGCAACAAGAAGGACUCCAGGGCUCCCUAGCAUGGCCUCCCACUGGUCCAGUAGCAGAUGUGGUGCCCAAACCUCUUGGAAGAGCCACUGAAGAUGAUCUGGUGGCAGAGUUCCUUCAAGAGCAGAAUGGCCCCAUGCUCUCCCGUGGCCCACAAACAUUCAAGAUGGAUGAUCUGUUGGCUGAGAUGCAGGAAAUUGAGCAAUCUAAUUUCCGACAGGCCCCACAGAGAGCUCCAGGGGUGGCAGCGCUGGCUCUCUCAGAGAACUGGGCACAGGACUUCCUUGCUGCAUCUGAUCAUGCAGUUGAGGUUUCUGCAGAUUAUGAUGAUGCCGAUUGGUCCCAGGAGUUCAUUGCUGAGGUUACAGAUCCAUUAUCCGUAUCUCCUGCCAAAUGGGCAGAAGAGUAUUUGGAGCAGUCAGAGGAGAAGCUGUGGUUGGGUGAACCAGAAGAUCAGACCUCAGCUGAUAAGUGGUAUGAGGAAUACCAGCCUGAAGACGAUCUGAAAAAAACAGCUAAUGAUUUUCUUUCAAAAGUGGAUGAUCCCAAGCUGAAUGAUUCUGAGUUCCUAAAAUUUGUUCGCCAGAUUGGAGAUGGGAGGGUGUCCAUCGAGGCCGAUCGGGUGACCAUUAAUCCCAGGGACCAGGAUAAGGCAGAGCAAUGGGCAACUGAGUUUGUUCAGCAGCAGGAUACAUCUGAAGCCUGGGUAGAUCAGUACGCACACACUGGGAAUUCGCAGGACCUGGAUCUAGAAUUUGAGCAGGCCAAGACUGCCAUGGAGUCAGAUGUGGAUUUUUGGGACAAAUUGCAGGCUGAGUGGGAAGAGAUGGCCAAGCGAGAUGCAGAGUCUCAUCCUUGGCUAUCAGAGUACGAGGAUCUUGCCAGCUCCACUUACGACAAGGGAUAUCAGUUUGAAGAAGAUAACCCUGUACGGGACCACCCGCAUGCUUUUGAGGAGGGGCUGAGAUGUCUGAAGGAGGGACAUCUCCCCAAUGCUGUCUUAUUCUUUGAGGCUGCUGUGCAACAAAAGCCUGACCAUAUGGAGGCUUGGCAGUACCUGGGGACCACCCAAGCUGAGAAUGAACAAGAGCUUGCUGCAAUAAGUGCCCUCCGACAGUGCCUGGAGUUGCAGCCCGGAAACCUCACUGCACUCAUGGCUUUAGCUGUCAGUUUUACCAACGAAUCACUGCAAAAGCAGGCAUGUGAAACCUUGCGGGACUGGUUGCACCACAAACCGGCCUACGCUCAUCUGACGGGAAAAGAACCCGAUGGGGAGGAUUCUAGCCAAGGUCUAGGGACCUCCAAACGUGUUCUGGGUUCCCUCCUAACUGACUCACUUUUUCACGAGGUGAAGGAAUUGUUCUUGGCAGCUGUCCGUAGCAACCCCGAUGUGGUGGACCCUGAUGUGCAGUGUGGUCUGGGUGUUCUCUUCAACCUGAGUGGCGAGUAUGAGAAAGCUGUGGAUUGCUUCACUGCUGCCCUGAGCUCACGCCCAAAUGAUCAUCUCCUUUGGAACAAGUUGGGAGCUACCUUAGCCAACGGGAAUCGGAGUGAGGAAGCUGUAGCUGCUUACCGGCAGGCACUGGAAUUACAGCCGGGCUAUAUACGUUCUCGCUACAACCUAGGCAUUAGUUGUAUAAACUUAGGGGCCCAUAGAGAGGCUAUAGAACACUUCUUGGAAGCCUUGCAGAUGCAGCAGAAGAGUCGCGGGCCACGGGGCCAACAGGGAGCCAUGUCCGACAACAUCUGGAGCACCCUCCGUAUGGCCCUCUCCAUGCUGGGCCACAGCAACCUGUAUGAAGCAGCAGAUGCCCAUGACCUUCCUACCCUCCUACAGGCUUUUACUAUUCAGCAAUGACUCACUGAUGGGCUCCCCUGUGAAUGCAGGAGGAGCCCUUCUCCAUACCAGUCCCUUCUUUCUCUUCCCACCCAGACAGACAUGGCCGAGUCAGAGGCACCUCUCUGUUAAUUCUCAAGAUGUCCCUGAAAACAUACACCUAUUUUCUGUCUUCUUUUUAGGGAAGGCCACUGGUUUACAUGUUGUGCUGGAUCAUAUUUCUGUAAAAUUAAGCUUCCUAUGCAAAUCCAGCAAGGAACGGUACCUACUGUGUGCCUGUCCCAGCCUGCAAAAUUUAGUCUAGCAAAAAAA
Messenger RNA from Notechis scutatus (mainland tiger snake), 2329 nucleotides. RefSeq names its product peroxisomal biogenesis factor 5 (gene PEX5). Gene Ontology annotation, biological process: protein import into peroxisome matrix, docking. The record is from RefSeq and is a predicted model, not a curated record. Lineage: Eukaryota; Metazoa; Chordata; Lepidosauria; Squamata; Elapidae. Gene Ontology annotation, cellular component: cytosol; peroxisomal membrane. Gene Ontology annotation, molecular function: protein binding.